AGGAGCUGAAAAUGCAGAUUUAGCAUCAAGCACAGACAUACACUCGCUCUUUUCUCUCAGAUACACACAGCUCCUCACAUUAGCACCUCUGCCAGCGAGUCGGGCCGCCUGACUACACAGCUUCCCUGCCAGCCAGAAGCUAGAGAUCGUACCUUAAUUUGCGGCUUUCCAAGCCCCCGAUCAGUCUCUUUCUCCACACAAAGAUUCCUUUAAAAAAACAAACAAACAAACAAACAAAAACUACAUAUAUAUUUCUUAUUUGCACCUUUCUCCUGGGUCCCCUGCUCCGCCAGCCUGCGCGCCUCCUAGCACCACUUUUCACUCCUAAAGAAAGAUGAAAGGUGUCUGUGCCUCCCAGUGGAAGGCGGCCGCGGGGCUUCUCUUCUGUGUCGUGGUUUUUGCAUCGGCCGAGAGACCGGUCUUCACGAAUAAUUUUCUCGUGGAGUUGCAUAAAGGAGGAGAUGAAGAAGCUCGCCAAGUUGCAGCAGAGCACGGCUUUGGAGUCCGGAAGCUCCCUUUCACUGAAGGCCUGUACCACUUUUAUCACAAUGGCCUGGCAAAGGCCAGGAGAAAACGCAGUCUACAUCACAAGCAUCUGCUGGAGAGAGACCCCAGGGUAAAGAUGGCCUUGCAACAAGAAGGAUUCCAACGGAAAAAGCGAGGAUAUAGAGAUAUCAAUGAGAUCGAUAUCAACAUGAAUGAUCCUCUUUUUACAAAGCAAUGGUAUCUGAUCAAUACUGGACAAGCCGAUGGCACUCCUGGCCUUGAUUUGAAUGUGGCAGAAGCCUGGGAGCUGGGCUACACAGGAAAAGGUGUUACCAUUGGAAUUAUGGAUGAUGGGAUUGACUAUCUCCACCCAGACCUGGCCUCAAACUACAAUGCCGAAGCAAGUUAUGACUUCAGUAGCAACGACCCCUAUCCUUACCCUCGAUACACAGAUGACUGGUUUAACAGCCAUGGAACCCGAUGUGCAGGGGAAGUUUCUGCCGCAGCCAACAACAAUAUCUGUGGGGUCGGAGUGGCAUACAACUCCAAGGUCGCAGGUAUCCGGAUGCUGGACCAGCCAUUCAUGACGGACAUCAUCGAGGCCUCCUCCAUCAGCCACAUGCCCCAGGUGAUCGACAUCUACAGCGCCAGCUGGGGCCCCACAGACAACGGCAAGACAGUGGACGGGCCCCGGGAGCUCACGCUUCAGGCGUUGGCGGAUGGUGUGAACAAGGGCCGAGGCGGCAAAGGCAGCAUCUACGUGUGGGCCUCUGGGGACGGCGGCAGCUACGAUGACUGCAACUGCGAUGGCUAUGCCUCUAGCAUGUGGACCAUCUCCAUCAACUCAGCCAUCAACGAUGGUAGGACGGCCUUGUAUGACGAGAGUUGCUCCUCCACCUUGGCCUCCACUUUCAGCAAUGGCAGAAAGAGCAACCCCGAGGCCGGAGUGGCAACCACAGACUUGUAUGGCAACUGCACUCUGAGGCAUUCUGGGACAUCUGCAGCAGCUCCAGAGGCCGCCGGAGUGUUUGCUCUGGCUUUAGAGGCUAAUCUGGGUCUUACCUGGAGAGACAUGCAGCACCUGACUGUGCUCACCUCCAAACGAAACCAGCUUCAUGAUGAGGUUCAUCAGUGGCGGCGGAAUGGGGUCGGCCUGGAGUUUAAUCACCUCUUUGGCUACGGGGUCCUUGACGCAGGCGCCAUGGUGAAGAUGGCUAAAGACUGGAAAACGGUGCCAGAGAGAUUCCACUGUGUGGGCGGCUCUGUGCAGGACCCUGAGAAAAUACCAUCCAUUGGCAAGUUGGUGCUUACUCUCACCACUGAUGCGUGUGAAGGGAAGGAAAAUUUUGUCCGCUACCUUGAGCAUGUCCAAGCUGUCAUCACAGUCAAUGCAACCAGGAGGGGAGAUCUGAAUAUCAACAUGACUUCCCCUAUGGGCACCAAGUCCAUUUUGCUGAGCCGGCGUCCAAGGGAUGAUGACUCCAAGGUGGGCUUUGACAAGUGGCCUUUCAUGACCACCCACACGUGGGGGGAAGACGCCCGAGGAACCUGGACCCUGGAGCUGGGGUUUGUCGGGGGCACACCUCAGAAGGGGCUGUUGAAGGAGUGGACCCUGAUGCUGCAUGGCACGCAGAGUGCCCCUUACAUUGACCAGGUUGUGAGGGAUUACCAGUCCAAGCUGGCCAUGUCGAAGAAGGAGGAGCUGGAGGAAGAGCUGGAUGAAGCUGUAGAGAGAAGCCUGAAAAGCAUCCUGCACAAGAACUAGUGCUGCACCCUGGCUCCGGCGCCUCCCCUCUUCCCAUCUCCGCCUCUCUGUCCUUGCUCCAUUCUUUGUCAGGCACCUAGCAAUUCCAACUUCUUGAUCUGAAGCUUCACUCAUUGUCAAUGAUUAUUUUCUUUACAAUGGAAGUAAUCUUUUUUUAUUCUCUGCCCCAAAUACAGUGUUCCCACCAACAUCUACAUUCUAUUUGUGACUCUAGGUUCUUUAUUUGUGUCACUCAAAUAGAUGAUAUCCUGAAAAAAAAAAAAAAAAAAAAAAAAAAAAAAAAAAAAAAAAGCUUGGACAACUUUCCCCUCAAUUUUUUUCAGAUCUGAGAAGAGAAGACAAUGCAUUUAUAAAGCUACACACAUUGACUCCAAGAACGUCUAUUUAUGGUCUCAACUGACCCAUUAGAUUAAAAAAAAAAUCAAAGCUUAUGACCAAGGUUGAGUUCUGAAUCUCUUAAAGCACAAGGGAUGCUGUAAGUGCUUUGGGAAAGAUGUUUUGAAUUUAGCAAGAUUUUUUAGCGACGUAGAUGAAGGUGGCAUGAUUUGAAAGACACCAUCUAUGAGAACUCUAAUUACUGGAGGAGGAAGAGUAAAACAGCAUGGGCAUUGGAAAUCUUACCACCAAUGCCAACACCAUAACUUUUCCUACUCAGCCAGCAUGGCAAAUAUAAAACCUAUGUAGCGUGGCUGUCCUUUCACCAGCUAUUGCUCUGAGUUAGGGUAAAAUAUUCUAGAGAAGUCCAAAUUACUCUCAGUUGGCACAGAAUUCAUUUCAGCCCAACUUUGUGAGGUUUCUCACAUAACUAUCCAAAAUGGGGAAAUGCAAGGCAGGUCUGGCAACACACCAUGGUAGUUUUUAACCCAGGAACAUUCCUUUUCCUAAUUCAUUUGGGAACUUCUUAAUCGGAUGGGAGCAAGAGGCCAGGUGAGUGUUUUUUUAUAGCUUUCCACGUAUGAACUUGGGCUUUAAGUUCCAAAGCAUGUGCUUAGUGGGCAAUAUCUUACUCCUUCACGUUGUGAUUUCUUUGAUGUGUUAGGGCAAUGGCCUCUGUUCAGGCACAGGUGUGUGGAGAGUGCAGUGGGCAUGUCUGAAUUUAAGAGCAGCCAUCUUCACUGGAUCUUCAUUUGUAUGGAGACUUUUCUGCCAAAGUGGGGAAUGCCAACUCAUCCCCCAUAACUUGAGCCCGAAGAAAGCAAGAGAAGCCCUUGUUAGGGAAAGCACGGGUACCAUCUUGGCAACUAAGCAGUUCAUGAUGGUGUUUAACAGGUCAUCUAAAGCUGAUACAUUCCUCUCCCCUGUAUACCCCAAAAGACACCACACCAUUUCAUUCUCAAAUAGAAAUGCUUUCUGACCUGUUGACACCUUGUUUUCCUACUCAAGGAUGGAUUCCUCAUCUUCAAUUCCAAUGCCCACCCACUCCCAAGAAAUGACUCAUUUGUUUGACUUGAUUUCCAAGAACUGAUCAACUACUCUAGCUACAUUUCUCCCUUCCCUUGGAGCACGUAGCUAAGCCUACAGUUCCCUUCCUCAAAACCAGCAAUACCAGAACACCAGUUUCCAUUCCCUGAAGGUUACAACUUUAAGAGAGAAGUCUGGAAAACCCAUUUUCUUUCUUUUUUUCCCCAUGUUGGCAUGAAUUUGUCUUCUCUGACACCAUAUGACCUUCUCUAUUUAAUGCUUUAAAUGUAACAAUAUUUAUGAUUUUUAAAAGAAAUUUAUUACUUAUUGCGAAGGUCUUUUUAAACCAGUUUAAAUUUUAAGAAAAAAAUAAAUGGAAAUCAUCAAAAAUUCAUUUCUCAUUAACUGUGUGAAAAUAAACCAAAGGACAUUAUGUGUGUAAAAGUGCACACAGAAAUAUAUAUAUGCAUAUGUAGACUAUACACAUGUGUAUAUAUGUGUAUAUAUAUAUACUUGUAUAAAUGUAUAUACACACAUAUAUCAAAAAAAUGUGUGUAUGCGUAUUUAUUAGAGAAAUAGACACCAUCUUCAUCUUUUAAAGAAUAUUCAGAGACUAUCAAGGUGAUACUGGUUGAAGAGAAAGACCAGUGGAAAUUCAGGUGAAAAUGUUCAUUGAUUCCCAUUGCAUCACCACUGUAAUUUUGCAGCUCUCUGUAUAAACAUGAAAUGUCUUAUAUAGCAGCAAAGAUAUAAAAUAGCGUCCAUAUUUUCACAGUUGUGGUAUAAUUUAUGAAAUUAAGAGAGUAACUUACAGCUUCUUAAUAAAAAUGGCAAGUUUUGAUAUGAGUAUACAGUAUAUAAAAAUAUAUAGUGCUGUAUAAAAAUA
Pipistrellus kuhlii (Kuhl's pipistrelle) is the source of this 4538-nucleotide messenger RNA. It is a transcript of the gene PCSK2, whose product is annotated as proprotein convertase subtilisin/kexin type 2. The record is from RefSeq and is a predicted model, not a curated record. Bases 335 to 2251 code for a protein of 638 amino acids. Lineage: Eukaryota; Metazoa; Chordata; Mammalia; Chiroptera; Vespertilionidae. Gene Ontology annotation, biological process: protein processing. Gene Ontology annotation, molecular function: serine-type endopeptidase activity. The transcript is spliced from 12 exons. Gene Ontology annotation, cellular component: Golgi membrane; trans-Golgi network.